CUGCUUCUGGGAAUCUGUCCUUAAUAACUAUUGGGAAAUUGGAAAAAACCUUCAUACUCAAUGAUGCAUCUCCUUUUCUAGGGGUUAUUAAUUUCGGAAGGGAACUGGAAACAACCUAAAUGCCCAGGCAGCCUCAAAGGGAUGCCCGAAGGGAGACCUCAGAGGCAGUGAAACAGUUUGAUAACAAAGGCAGGUCUCCUGUUGUGCUGUUGAGUGUAAACAGCAGGGGUCACAGAAGUACAGCAGGAUUAAGCUGAGUAUGUUGAAGCAGAGCCAAGGCCAGGAGGAAAAGGCACCAGCCAGCUAGAAGGGGGCGCUGCUGCUGGGGACAGGAGAAGGCACCAGGCACCGUGUCUGGCCUGAUGGCUAACUCAGGGUCUGCAGGGAAAACUGAGAGCAGAAGAGGCAGGAAUGAAUUUCAUGCACUGUAGGUUUAGUCCUCCAAGGCUGAUAAACUCUUCUCCAGAAGUGAGCAGGCAGAGAAACGCCUGACAGUGCUUGAGGUGCAUGGAAGGAAACAACGUGAGCAAGUCAAGUGCAGUUCCUGCUGUUGCGGGUGGAACAGGCCUAUGGGGUUCUGGGAUUGUCCUGGCUCCAAAUCAAGGAUCAUUCCUGAGUUAGUUUUAGGAAAUUAGGAGCCAAAUGCCCCUUUGUCCUGUCCCCAUCUUCUCUGAGCCCCUGCUGCCACUGGAAGCCACCUAGAAGGGAGAGGGUGACCCGCUGGCUGAAUCAGCCCCACACUGCUCGUGCAGACACCAUGGCACCAACGCUGAGCUCAAGGAGCAGGGCACCGCUGGCCCCCAACCAUGUGCAGGAGGUGUGCUUGCACCGUGUGGAGUCCAUCAGCGACCUACACAGUGGAGGUUUGCUGCGACCCUACCUGGCGGAGGAGGCGCAGCCAUGGGAUGAGCUGCUAAGCAUCUUGCCGCCAUCGCUGUGCACUCAGGCCAGCUGCAGCCCUGUGUGUUGCCGCGGGGGUUUCCUGCUGCUGCUUGUGCUGCUAGUGCUCACCUGCCUGGCGCUUGCUGUCCUGGCUGUCUACCUGAGUGUGCUGCAGAGCGAAUCCCUACACAUGCUGGCGCACACACUGCACACGCAGGAGGAGAUGCUCCUCAAACUCCGGCUUGCCAGCCUCAGCCAGCUGCGGAGGCUCAACUCCAGCGAGGCCCGAGCAGCCAGUUGAGAUGCCACUUGGACCUGGGGACUGGGGGUUUGUGUAGGGGGGAAUAAAGUGGCCGUUCGCAGGUUUCUCCUCUCCCACUGCUGCUCCACACUACUUCCUUGGUGAGGUUUUUGUACAAGAGACUGAUCUGACCCCACAGCUGCCUGCCCACCUCUUCUGACUUCUUCAGGCCAGGCCCAGCCAAGCCUUCUGGUGCCAAGGCCCUGCUCUGGGUGGCCCAAGGUCAGAGGAAGUAACACCAGCCUCCUGGCUCCUCCUGUGGCCUGUCAGCACCCUCUAGCCUCCCCAAGAUAGCAGGUUCAGAAGUCUAGAAAUAGCUGCCCCCACCCCAGUCAACCAAACUCUGCCAGGCCUCCCAGUGAGGGUCCAGCAUCAGCUGUCAAAAGACAGGCUGGGCUCUGAGUAGGGGGAGGAGAGCUACCUGGGGAGACAAUGUCUUGGAGGGCAAAGGUGAGAUGGAGAUGGGUGAGAUCUAGCUAGACCUAAGCAUGGGGUAGUGGAUGGGGAGGGAGGGCAGGCAGAAACACCUAGGAGCCAGGGCCACAAAAGGCUGAGCAUUCAGUUUAAUUAUCUCUAAUAAUCUUU
Ceratotherium simum simum (southern white rhinoceros) is the source of this 1768-nucleotide messenger RNA. It is a transcript of the gene LSMEM2, whose product is annotated as leucine rich single-pass membrane protein 2. NCBI's taxonomy places the organism in Eukaryota, Metazoa, Chordata, Mammalia, Perissodactyla, Rhinocerotidae. The record is from RefSeq and is a predicted model, not a curated record.